Molecule: messenger RNA, 1974 nt
Organism: Trichomonas vaginalis G3
Lineage: Eukaryota; Parabasalia; Trichomonadida; Trichomonadidae
Product: calcineurin-like phosphoesterase family
Exons: 1
Coding region: 1-1974 (657 amino acids)
Molecular function (GO): hydrolase activity
Source: RefSeq, a predicted model, not a curated record
AUGGGAUACUCACAUGUUAAUGGAGUGCGUUCUUUCUUUUCAACAUACACUUGGUACACAUCAAUCCUGUUUCUUGCUAUCUACUUAGUUCUUAGAGAACCACAUCAUUUUACAGAUCCUUGUCCCAGUGCCACGCGCCCUUUCAAUUCCUCAAAGAAUCCUACUUACUUUGUACACAUAACUGAUGUGCAUAUCAGUCACAAGCAGGGUCGCAACAACAGAAAUUUCAUGAAUGCCCUUGAAUUUUCAAAGAAAUCAAAGACGAAUACUCUUAUUAACACAGGCGAUCUCGUUGACAAUUGGAAAUUCCAUGGCAAAGUAGUCAAAGAGUCAUCACAAAAUCUCCGCGAUCAAGAAAUUUAUCAGAAACUUUCCAAAGAUACAGGGCCAUUGAUUUCCUUAUAUGUUGACCAAUCUGGAAAUCAUGAUCUCUUUGAUGUUUACUCCUUUGGAAGCAAAAAAAUGCACUUCUUGAAAUAUUCAAAUUAUUAUUUGAAUCUUUCAAACAUUACAUACGAGAAAUACCUUGUUUCCACAGUCACAGCUGAAGACUGCAUCUUUGUCAUCAUCAAUCCUCAAUUAUUCCCUCCGAGCCGAGCCCUCACUGAUUUAUUCGUUUAUCCCAACCGUAAAAACCUCGAUACCAUUGAGAACGCGAUUAUAAAUGCCUGCAAGACCAACCUCUCUGUUGUUGUUUUGAAUCAUUUCCCUAUAGAUCAAUGGUUUUCGGUCAAAUCUUCUCUCGGCCACUCUUUCAAAGACAUGAUUUCCAUAUACGAUAUAUCAAUAGCUCUCGAUGGCCAUACUCAUCCAAGCAUUUUCCAUCCUCAGCAUCAUGGAACAUCUCUCGAAGUUAUUGGCAGUGAUACGAAACAACACAAUAACUUAGGAAUUGUCACGAUCGACAAUGGCAACAUCAACUACGCAGCAUUCAAGUGCAACAAUGAUCCGAAAGCCGUUGUUACAUACCCAAUUUCUUACGAUGUUGCUUCCCGACAGACAGUAUUCAAUAACCAGAAAAUCGAUAUCAGAGUUUUAGCGUUUACUGAAGAGCCCGUUAAAAUCUACGCCGACGGACAUUUGAUGGAGUUCGAUAGACUUGUCAAACCAGGCGUUUCAGUGUACCAUUACGAGAACACAUUCCCAUUUGGAAUGAAUACAAUCGAAUUUACGGGAUAUUUUGACAACAGAUUGACUUUUUACGUAGGAGAUAUUUUGCCAUCUCAUUAUGAGUUUUUAGGCAAUCUCUACAACCUUUUCUUCAGUGUACAUCCAAUCUUUAUCCUUCUAAUGAUCUCUUUCAUUACAAUUACGUUCCCAAUUCCAUUCGAAUUAAAAUAUGAGAGGAUAAAGAGGUUCGCACACGACAAACUCACAUGGAUAUUUAAUGGACAUUCGACAGUCCUCCAGUUCAUCCUUAAUUGCACCAUCUUCGGACCUUUAAUCGUAAGAUGGAGGUUUAAUAGGAUGCCUUUGUACGUGAGGGUCACAAUGUUCCUAGUGAUCUUCCUCCCUUACGUAUGCCCUGUCGUUGUACAGACAAUCGACGGACAUUUGGGAAUCCUGACAAUUUACGGUUAUUACAAUGGAGGACACAACACUCCAACCAUAUGGGGACCGAUUUUCUCACUCAUACACAUGUGGUUCGAGGUCGCUCCAAUAACCAUUUUCUCUUCAAUGCUCGCAUUGUCGAGUUAUUGGACAAACUGGUUCAUUUUGGAUUUCAUGUUCCUGUUUUUGGGUCUGACAGUUUGCUUCGGAUUCACGUACUUCAAGCUUUCUGAGGCAACAAAGAUCGUAUUUUGGGCUUCAAAUCCAUUGUUCGUUCUUUGUCCAAUUGCACUGCUUCUGAUGCUUGUGAUAUGGAGAAGGAUAGGAAAAAGACCUGAUUUCUCCGAUAUUGUGGUUGAUCAUUCGACAAAUGAAGAUUUAUUGACUUCUGAGGUUUGUCAAAUCAACCCUUUAGUUAAUUAA